AUGACACGGGACUCAAAUGCAGAGAAAAAGAUUUUUAAAAUCAACAGUAGAGGAAACAGAGUGGGUAGAAUUAAAUGUCCUUUAGAUCCUAGCCAUACAAUUUGGGAAGACAAAUUAAAGAGUCAUUUGGGUAAAUGUAACGCUGUUCGGGCCAAAAGAGCCAUUGAAGAAAAGCAAAAGAAUUGUGACUGGUUUGACCUAAAUCUAAACGUUAAAGAGGAGAUAUUAGACGGAAAUAUGAAAUUAACAGACGAAAAUAUCGAUAUUAAGGAAUUCAAGGAUUUCUUGGAAAGUACACUCAUGAGAUAUGAAGUAUUUUUUAAAAAUCAAUCAGAGGUGCCAGAAGUGCCAAUUGACCAACAGAUGUAUAAAGAAGGUCUUGAAGAGAGAUAUGAAGAAAUUAGUAAUAAGAAACAUCUUUUACAGCAGUCUUCAUUGAUUGGGCAGCUAGUUAAGUAUCAGCUAUUUUCGAGAGAAAAUUUGUACAUUGAAUUUGGGUGCGGAAGAGGGGAAUUCAGCCGAUAUUUAAGCCGAGCUCUGGAUGAAAAAGGUGAUGCUGAAGUAGGAAGUAGGUUUCUCAUGGUGGAUAGAGAGAGUCCUAGGAUGAAAAUGGACAAUAAAAUUGUUCUAGACAGUAAAUGUUCAACUCCGGAAGUUCAUCGACUAAAAGUGGAUAUUAAAGAUCUAAAGCUCUCUAAAGCCAUGGAAAAUUUCAGUUCGAGACCAAACGAUUACUACGUGGGUAUUUCAAAACAUUUAUGUGGAGUAGCCACGGAUCUAACCCUUCGAUGCUUGGUGAAUUGUAUGCAAGAUACGGAAAUGCAUUUCAAAUUCAAAGGAUUUUUGGUUGCAAUGUGCUGUCGACAUUGCUGCUACUAUCCAUGGUUAUUGGAAGGAUCAAAGAGGUGGUUAAAAGAAAUUUUCGGAAUAGACGAAACCAAUUUCAAGUAUUUGAGAAAGAUGUGUCCCUGGGCUACCAAUGGAACUAAUCAUAGGGGAGAAUUAAAAGGUAAGGAACAUUUUUCAGGAAUGAGUUUGGAAGAAAGAGAGGUGGUUGGACUUAAAAUGAGACGUAUUUUAGAUACAUCAAGAUGUAUAGCCAUGAAAGAAAAGGGAUUCAAGGUUCAAUUGGUUAGAUAUGUUCCUAGAGAGGUUACUUUUGAGAAUAGUUGUAUGGUUAUUGAGAACGACGGGAUAAUGUAA
Brettanomyces nanus is the source of this 1203-nucleotide messenger RNA. RefSeq lists its product as uncharacterized. The transcript has a single exon. The record is from RefSeq and is a predicted model, not a curated record. Gene Ontology annotation, biological process: tRNA methylation. The coding region runs from base 1 to 1203 and encodes 400 amino acids. Lineage: Eukaryota; Fungi; Ascomycota; Pichiomycetes; Pichiales; Pichiaceae.